AUGGUCGGACCAUCUCCGGAGGAACUCGCGGCGCGGCCGGACAACUACGCGACAUGGAACGCCAACGACAAACGUAAAUGGACCAAUUCGUACCGGAAGUCAAACCCACCGCCGAAGGAUACAACAGAAGAUUCAAGGACUGGUCGCGCAACGCGUGCUGGAACAUCCAAAAGCGGGACACAGAAGGUAGCUUCUGAAAAAACCGAUGCAGACGGCAAUAGGCGGAAGCGAAAACGGAACGACAGCACCGGCACUGUCAACACGGGUCCGCCUAAGAAAUCAACGAGGCCGAUUGCACGUCGAUUCCCAGCAGCGUCCGUGUCUAAGCGCAAUGAGACGCAGGGUAAAGGGAAGCAAAAACGUGACAGGAACGAACCAGAAGCGGAUGACGAUGACCCAGGAGAUACAGAAAGUUCCGACAGCGACGAUGACGUGGAGGACGAGGAGGCGUUAGAGGACGACGAUGAAAGAUUGGCCAUGUUGGAGGCGUAUCCGGAGAAACUGCGUAAAAACCUCGAGUCUGAGCGCCCACGGUUCAUCAAGACUAGUUCGGCUUCGUCAUCAUCAGCUGCACCAGCGAAGAAGUCGACGAAGGCAACCACCACCUCCAAGACCCGGUCAUCAAUCUCCGCGGGUUCACAGGUUGUUGUCGCAGAGGGACGCGGGCUGGGGUAUUCGCAGCGUGGUGGCACAUCAAAGGGCAAGGAGAAGGCACCUUCGCGAUAUGCUGCGAGCUUCCAUGGUAGUCCCAGUGCCGACGACUCUCGUGAGAACACGAGAGACAAGAAUGUGGACGGAGAGCCCCGGCAACGGUUGUACAGUCCUGUCGACAAGGAUUCGGACCGUAAGGGGUCUUCGAACAACGACGGACUGGAGAAUGAGAUACCCGCUGGUUCAUCCGAAGAUCCUAUCCAACGUCGCAACGGCCCACCCACCCCAAAGGCACAUACCGACCGGAACUCUCGUACGCGUGUUGGCCGGGCUACCUCGUCAUCGGGUGUACCUGCAAAGGAGUCAUCAAAGGCAACCACCGCCUCCAAGACCCGGUCAUCGAUCUCCGCGGGUUCGCAGGUUGUUGUCGCAGAGGGACGCGGGUUGGGGUAUUCGCAACGUGGCAGCACAUCAAAGGGCAAGGAGAAGGCACCUUCGCGAUAUGCUGCGAGCUGCCAUGAUACUCCCAGCGCCGACGAAUCUCGCGGGAACACGAGAGAUAAGAACGUGGAUGGAGAGCCCCAGCAACGGUCGUACAGUCCUGUUGACGAGGAUUCUGACCGUGAGGGGUCUUCAGACAAGGACGGACUGGAGAACGGGUUACCCACCGGUUCCUCCAAGGGUAGUAUCGGUCGUGGCAAGGGCCAGGCCACGCGCACGCAUGACAAGCUACGGGCUCUAUCUGUCAGCGCCAAAAAGCACGACCAUCGUGCCGCUGACGGCGCAGCCAACGAUAGUACUACCGCCGAUGCUGAUGCCAACGACAACGACAGCUCAGCAAUUGUUGCCGUCACAUCCUCCAAGCGAUGGCCGUCAUAUACAAAUGUGCGCAGUAGGCCCGGUGAGAAGCCCGGGUUGCAUGACCAGCGUGCGGAACUCCGGAGGGUCGUGAAGGCUGCGAUGAAUACAUACUUCGGAUACCUUGUAGCCGUGGAUGCGUACCCAGAUCCGGCUACACGACAGAUGGUCAUCAAAGGCCUACUGAAGCGGGCUGCAGGCAAGUUGCUCGAAAAACAGAUUGCCGAUCGUAUCAAUAACGACCGCACGGACUGGAUGAGACUGGUCAUCGGCAUGAUCGAGAAUCGCGUGUCGCAAUUUCGCAGCAAAGUCAAAAAGGCGGCCAACGAAUACGUCCUCCACGACUACGACAUCACCGAUGGCUGUGGCCCUCGUGCGAUAGCAUGGUCGCAGAAUAAUGCUUACAUCUUUCCGGGUGAUGUAGAAGACCCUGGUAGUCUGAAGAAGGGUCGGCCAUACGACCGCCCAGUCUUUGCACAGGUGAUCCGGGAGGCAUUCUUUAGUGGACGAUGUCCACUUGCAUCGCAGAACCCUCAGAUCUUCGGCAAUGAAGAAGAAGGGGAAGAAUUGUCUAUACCUAUCGCAAUGCUUGCUUUCGCUGCUGUUGGAGUUCUUUCCAUCAUCCAAGAUUGGACGACCGGCAAGAAAAAGCAGCGAGAUUUCGCUCAGGAUACCUUCGUCAAUACAUACAAGAACCAUAUCGCCACUCUUGAGGGCCUAGAGAUAGAUAAGCCCCGUUAUUUCGACCAACUAAUGACAUCCCUUUAUGUGAAUGCUUCUGAUAAUCGCCGCCAGGGAGGUACCGCUUUCAGUGAUGUAGAUAUGAGUGCGAUAGAAUCUUAA
Molecule: messenger RNA, 2352 nt
Organism: Punctularia strigosozonata HHB-11173 SS5
Lineage: Eukaryota; Fungi; Basidiomycota; Agaricomycetes; Corticiales; Punctulariaceae
Exons: 14
Coding region: 1-2352 (783 amino acids)
Source: RefSeq, a predicted model, not a curated record